CCCGGCUUGGCGCCCACGGCGCUCAUCGCCGGCUUCAGCAUGCACCGCUUCGGCGUGGGCGUCGACCCGAUGGAGGACACCGCGCGCAAGAUCGCCGCGGUCGCGCCCAUACGCAAGGGCGCCAGGGUGCUCGACAUCUGCACCGGGUUGGCGUACACGGCGUCGAUGGCUCGAGAGCGAGGCGGGGACGUGACAACCGUCGAGCUCGACCCCGCGAUGACGGAGAUGUGUCGCAUGAACCCGCACAGCGCGGCGCUCUUCUCGGGGGACAUUCGACAGCUAUACGGCAACGCGGCGGACGUCGUGCCGACGCUGCCGGACGAUUCGUUCGACCGCAUCGUUCACGACCCGCCGACGUUUGCGCUCGCCGGCGAACUCUUCUCCGAGGAGUUCUACGGGCACCUCGCGAGGAUACUCAAGAAGAAGGGUCGGCUGUACCACUACAUCGGCGACCCGGCGAGCAAGAGCGCGGGGAACGUGGCGCGCGGGGUGGUGACGCGGCUGAAGCAGGCGGGGUUCGGGGGCGUCGCGAUCGAUUACGACGCGCACGGAAUCGUGGCG
Molecule: messenger RNA, 561 nt
Organism: Micromonas commoda
Lineage: Eukaryota; Viridiplantae; Chlorophyta; Mamiellophyceae; Mamiellales; Mamiellaceae
Exons: 1
Molecular function (GO): S-adenosylmethionine-dependent methyltransferase activity
Source: RefSeq, a predicted model, not a curated record